This is a messenger RNA of Centropristis striata (black sea bass), 2032 nucleotides long. RefSeq names its product nudix (nucleoside diphosphate linked moiety X)-type motif 18 (gene nudt18). The record is from RefSeq and is a predicted model, not a curated record. The transcript is spliced from 7 exons. NCBI's taxonomy places the organism in Eukaryota, Metazoa, Chordata, Actinopteri, Perciformes, Serranidae. The coding region runs from base 79 to 1071 and encodes 330 amino acids. Gene Ontology annotation, molecular function: magnesium ion binding; 8-oxo-GDP phosphatase activity; 8-oxo-dGDP phosphatase activity.
UUUGAAGGUGUCAAAUGUCAAAACAGAGCCGCAGUGAGCAGCAGCAACACGGAGGUUUAUCCCAGAAAGGCGACAGACAUGGAGGUGGAGGAGCAGGUGGAGCGGCUGCUGAGCGGUCAGGGGUCAGAGGUCGGCAGCUGUGACGUCGGGCUGGAGCAGAGCAAACCGGCCACGCUGAGGAAGAACGUCACCUACAUCGUCUGCGCCGUCAUCUUCAACGACAAGGAGGAGGUGCUGAUGGUGCAGGAGGCGAAGCAGGACUGUUAUAAGCAGUGGUACCUGCCUGCAGGGAGGGUGGAGGUUGGGGAGAGUCUGGAGGAGGCGCUGAGGAGGGAGGUGAAGGAGGAGGCGGGGUUUGACUGUGAGCCCGUCACCUUGCUGCUGAUCCAGGAGCAGGGACCUCAGUGGAUCCGCUUCGUCUUCCUCGCCAAUGUCACAGGUGGGACUCUGAAGGGUCUGUCCGCAGCAGAUCAGGAGUCUCUUCAGGCGUCCUGGUGGGACAGACAGUCUGCUCUCCCUCUGAGAGGACGAGACAUCCUCCGUCUCAUCGACUGCGGACUCAAGUACCGUCAGGAUCCCUGGCAUCCCGUCACGUUACCCGUGGACCUGAGCUGCCGCCACGUGCUGCAGAGACUCGUCCUGGUCUUCACCAACGCUCAGGAGCAGAUCUGGCUCCUGCUCAUCAAAGUGCCGGCGCUCCACCUCCCGACGGCAGCGGCGGUGAAAACCCACGCAGUGACGUGGGCGGCCAACAUGGUGGUGCAGGAGGCCAUGCCGUCGGCGUACUACGACCAGGACGUUAACACGCUGGGCGUCUUCAGCCUGCAGCACAACGGACGGCAGCACGGGAAGACAGACGGCGUGUGCUUCAACACACUGGUGGCGCUGGUGCCGGACCGCGUGCAGCGCAAUGAGGACGGCGAGAAGGUGGAGUGGACGGGGACGGGGCUGCCUCCGCCCAUAGAGAACCCUCGAUACAUCUGGCACAAAAUCCAGAAACAAACACUGAGAGAGAAACUGCUGGAGAAGACCAAAAACACGUCCAUCCUACCCGUCCACAGCCUGUACUGACCACCCGGCAGACUCUUAUUGUGAAAGGAACUGCUGGCUUUAAGAAGGGAGCUUUUAUUUUGAAAGAAAGUCUAAUUUUAAUGUGAGUUUAAAUGUGGAAAGAGCAAUAAAAUAUGUCUGAUUUUAUAAGAAUUAUAAUAUAUAGUGUGAAAAACGGCCUCAAAUCACUAUUUGGCGGCCCUUAAUUAUGCAUAACUUUAAACCUUGAUAUGAAUUAAACAGGUGAGUUAUAUAAAUAUCCAUCUCCCUCACAGCUGUCACAAAGGGGGAAAUUAUUUGUAGACACCCAACCUGUUCUUUGUUUCAGGCUGUAAACAUGUUUAUUUUUGAUGUAAAGUUGGACACUUUAACAUGGAGCUCUAUGAGGACUGACUCGCUCUUGGAGCCAGCCUCAAGUGGCCAAUCAGUGAACUGCAGCUUGUGGCACUUCCUUCUUGGCUUCACGUUUCAGCCCCAGAGGUCUCUGGGUGAUCGACGGCUGUUGACUAUAGGAGGAUCCCGUCAUGGGAUCGCUCCCUGGUGCUUUUUUCUCGCCUCUUAAUUUGCCUUCAAAGUGCAACAGAUUCAUUCAUUUAACUUUAAAACUAAAUGGGGGCAGUGGUCAGCUCUGCUUCCUCACACAGUCCAAACACAUGCAGCUAAGGUUUAAAUGGUGACUCUACAUUGUCCGUAGAACUGUAUGAGAGCGUGAAUGGUUGUCAGCCCUAUGAUAGUGUGGAGACCUGUCCAGGGUGGGUCAAAUAAACGGUUAAUGAUAAUUAAUGAAUGCACAAAUUGUUAAUGUUAUAACAAUGUUAUUCCAGGGAACAUGUCUCCCACGAUGAUGAUAAAAAAAUCCCUGUAGGCUAGUUUUAUAUAUCACAAUAUGUGUAUACCAGAAAAUUAAUAUCUGCACAUUCAAAAUAAAUGUUAACGAGUGUUAUGUGUUCUUUACAUUUUCUUUGAAGUGUAAAAUAAACAA